AUGAAGUCGACCCUCAUGGGGGCGGUCCUGUCUUUAGCGGCCCUCACCGGUACGUUGGCCGCGAGUUUGGGAAAUUCAUCGUCUCUGAGCACCAAGCGCGGCGGCAAACAAUAUCACGAUGAUGAUGUCGAUCUCACAAGAUGGAACGAUGCCAGCUUCAUAAGGGAACAAGAGGACUACAUCCAGCAUAUACAGCCCUCGUGGAACUCGCCUGUAGUAUACGAUAGAAAUGAUCUGGCGAAGGUCGAGAGGAAGAUCGCGGCGAAAUCCACAAAGUUCCCCUUUUGGGCGUGCAAAUGGGGGAGCAUAUGCACAUCGGGGCUCGUGGCUCGGGGGGACUUCAACUGCAAGGCCUGCAUUAGGUUCGUUCCACAGUACAAGACCAAGGCUGGCGUACAAGUGGAACCCCUCGAGGAAGGCAAGGGGUAUACGGUGGACAGUAUCUGA
Anthostomella pinea is the source of this 447-nucleotide messenger RNA. Lineage: Eukaryota; Fungi; Ascomycota; Sordariomycetes; Xylariales; Xylariaceae. The record is from the annotation of a GenBank genome assembly.